Messenger RNA from Pyrus x bretschneideri (Chinese white pear), 1416 nucleotides. RefSeq names its product aspartic proteinase nepenthesin-1-like. The transcript is spliced from 2 exons. Lineage: Eukaryota; Viridiplantae; Streptophyta; Magnoliopsida; Rosales; Rosaceae. Bases 1 to 1416 code for a protein of 471 amino acids. Gene Ontology annotation, cellular component: extracellular region. The record is from RefSeq and is a predicted model, not a curated record.
AUGACAGCACUGGCUUUAGUUUACAAACUAUCAACUAGUUUGUUCUUGCUGCUGUCACUACUGUGGGGUGCUGCCAUUGCAGUAUCAGCCAAACCAAAUGGCUUUAGCGUCGAACUCAUGCACAUCUUUUCACCAGCAUCGCCUCUUUACCCCGGCAACAUUUCCUUCCAAGAAGAAAUGCAACGACUCUUACAGCGAUCGGAUGCGCGAAUGCGGCACAUCGAUGCUACCAUUGCAUCAGCCCUAACCCUAAGCAAUAACAUGUCACAAACUGCAAAGAACCGUCCUUAUGAUGAGUUUAUUCGUCCACAAGUCGAGUAUUACCCUAUCGCCACUUACAUUGUAGCAGUAGGCCUUGGCACUUUCCCAGACGCGAAGUUCCCGGAGAGACCAUUCAAAUCAUACUACUUGUACAUGGACACUGGGAGCGCCCUCACCUGGGUACUCUGCGCGGAUUGCGAAAAGCAGAAGCCUCCGAGAUGCUUUAAAACCAGGGAGCCCCCUUUCCCUAACGGCGAAUCUCAAUCUUAUAAGCCUCUCCCUUGCAACAAACACCGCUUUUGCACACCAAACCUGUGUAUUGGCGAUCACUGCUCUGAAGCCGCAGAAGAAACUUUCACGUUUUUGUCAAACAAAGGGCGGCCCCUGCCUAUCGAAGACAUAGUGUUUGGUUGUGCACAUGACGUAAGGAACGUAGACUUCGGCAGCCAGGAAGACUUCAAGAUAGCCGGAUUUAUGGGAUUGGGAUAUUCUCCUUAUUCCUUUCCAUUGCAAAUAUCCCAUCGUAUUCAAGGAAAAUUCUCCUACUGUCUAUCACACAACCGAGAGAUUCAAACAUAUCUCAGAUUUGGCGGAGACAUAGUCGAACCAUUCAGCGGCCUACGCGUCACGAAUUUAGUCCUCAUUCCAGAUAUACCCUAUUACUACGUGAACUUGAAAGCCAUUAGUGUGAAUGGACAGAAGCUCCUGAUCGAUCCAUCGGUGUUUGCUCUACGAUCCGGGGGUUAUCAAGGAGGCUGCCUUAUGGACAAUGGCAGUUCAGUUACUUAUCUCAUCACCCCAGCUUUUAAGGCAUUGGUAAAAUUCCUGGAAAUGUUUUAUAUGAGAUAUCCAAACUAUGUUAGGCACCUUGGCCCCAUUAGUCCCGCGUUCGAGCUUUGUUAUAGAUGGGCGCCGCCGAUGGUUCCCCUCCCUGCUGUUACAUUUCACUUUGAGGGUGCUGACCUUGAGUUGAAGGACGAGGCGUUCGUAACGCUGGAGGAUCGAGAUGGGAGCAGUAUUUUGUGUUUGGCGAUGGUGGAAAAUACAGUUCGUACUAUAUUAGGAUCAUUGCAGCAAGCAAAUUACAGAUUUAUAUAUGACCUUAACAAUGCACUGCUCAAGUUUAUUCCUGAGGAUUGUGCCAAGUGGUCUUGA